AAUCAUUUUCUAUCAAACAAAACAAAAAAAGAAAAACUAGCAGAGAUAAAAAUGAGGACACAAAAUGCAAAAAAUAUAUUGUUGGUACUAUGUCUUGCCGUAUGUGCAGGUAUGUGUCGAUCAGAUGUGCUUGAAGAUGCCAAGUCCACAGCUGGAGAAAUCAAGGAUGGUGCCGUAACUGUUGCCGAUGAAGCCGCAGAAAAAUCUGAGUCUUUUGCUCAAUGGGCUUAUGAUAAACUCUCUGAACAAUUCGCGACAAAAGAGAAUGCUGAUAAAAUACAUCCAAGUGAAAAGUUUCAAAUUUCAGAUGUUUUCUCAGAUGCAUCAGAGUCAGUGAAAGAUGCUGCAUCAGAUACUUCUAAGUUUGCUGGAAAAGCAGCUUCUGAAGUUAAAGAUAAAGCAGAAGGAGCAGUUGACUACAGUAAAGAUAAAGCACAUGUUGCACAUAAUGAAACCCAAAAACAAGCAGGCAAAGUUUCAGAUGCAGUUGGAGAUACAGCUGAUGCUGCCAAAAAUAAAACAAAGGACGCGUUUGGUGACGCCAAGAAACAUGUAGGUCAGGCUUCAGAUGCAGUCGGAGACACUGCUGAUGCUGCUAAAAAUAAAACAAAGGAUGUGUUUGGUGACGCCAAGAAACAUGUAGGCAAGGCUUCAGAUGCAGUUGGCAAUACAGCUGAGGCUGCUAAAAAUAAAACAAAGGACGCGUUUGGUGACGCCAAGGAACAUGUAGGCAGGGCUUCAGAUGCAGUUGGAGAUACAGCUCAUGCUGCUAAACAUAAAACAAAGGAUGCGUUUGGUGACGCCAAGGAACAUGUAGGCAGGGCUUCAGAUAAAGUUGGAGAUACAGCUCAUGCUGCUAAACAUAAAACAAAGGAUGCGUUUGGUGACGCCAAGGAACAUGUAGGCAGGGCUUCAGAUAAAGUUGGAGAUACAGCUCAUGCUGCUAAACAUAAAACAAAGGAUGCGUUUGGUGACGCCAAGGAUAAAGUUGGAGAUACAGCUCAUGCUGCUAAACAUAAAACAAAGGAUGCGUUUGGUGACGCCAAGGAACAUGUAGGCAGGGCUUCAGAUAAAAUUGGAGAUACAGCUGAUGCUGCUAAAAAUAAAACAAAGGAUGCAUUUGGUGAUGCCAAGAAACAUAUAGGCAAGGCUUCAGAUAAAGUUGGUGAUACAGCUGAUGCUGCUAAAAAUAAAACAAAGGAUGCGUUUGGUGAUGCCAAGAAACAUGUAGGUAAGGCUUCAGAUAAAGUUGGUGAUACAGCUGAUGCUGCUAAAGAUAAAGCAAAGGAUGCAUUUGGUGACGCCAAGAAACAUGUAGGCAAGGCUUCAGAUGCAGUUGGAGAUACAGCUCAUGAUGCUAAAGAUAAAGCAAAGGAUGCAUAUGGUAAAGUUAGGCAACAUGCAACCAAUGCUUCAGAUGUAGUUGGUGAUACAGCUGAUGCUGCUAAAGAUAAAACAAGGAAACAUUUAAACCAUGCUUCAGAUAAAGUUGGUGAUACAGCUGAGGUUGCCAAACAUAAAGCAACGGGUGCAUAUGGUGAAGCCAAAAUACACGCAAAUAAGGCUUCAGAUGCAGUUGGUGAUACAGCUGAUGCUGCUAAAGAUAAAGCAAAGGGUGCUUAUGACAGCGCUAUACACUAAGCGGGAGACAUAUAAAUCAACAAAGAAAACUGUCACUUUCGAAAAUCCCAAGACUAAGUAGGAGAUUCAUUAUUUACAUGUUUCGUAUAUAGAUACAUAUAUUAAUAGUUCUUAAUGCAAUAAUGCCAUAGGAUUAGGAGGAAAAAAAAUCAUGUUUCUCUGCUAUCUUUGAGAAUGUUUUUGGUAGGUAUAAGUGAAAUGUAUAGAGUCUGGGCAAUACUUCACCAGUUGUAAAUAUAUGACAUUUUUAUAUGAUUUUUGUUUUAUUUA
This is a messenger RNA of Vicia villosa (hairy vetch), 1911 nucleotides long. RefSeq lists its product as uncharacterized. The transcript is spliced from 3 exons. Bases 52 to 1641 code for a protein of 529 amino acids. The record is from RefSeq and is a predicted model, not a curated record. Lineage: Eukaryota; Viridiplantae; Streptophyta; Magnoliopsida; Fabales; Fabaceae.